Pseudophryne corroboree (corroboree frog) is the source of this 11216-nucleotide messenger RNA. RefSeq names its product vacuolar protein sorting 13 homolog A (gene VPS13A). The transcript is spliced from 72 exons. The record is from RefSeq and is a predicted model, not a curated record. Bases 163 to 9741 code for a protein of 3192 amino acids. Gene Ontology annotation, biological process: autophagy; protein retention in Golgi apparatus; protein targeting to vacuole. NCBI's taxonomy places the organism in Eukaryota, Metazoa, Chordata, Amphibia, Anura, Myobatrachidae. Gene Ontology annotation, cellular component: extrinsic component of membrane.
UAGGAGGAGGCGCUGCACGCAGGAGGCAGGGAGGAGAGGGGCGUAAGCGCGCCUGACCGCUGUGCACUGUACUGAUCGUAGGGAGGAGAGGGGCGGGGGCGCGCCUGGCCACUGUGCACUGCUGAGCGCUGUGGGGACAGCGGGGGGACAGAGGAGGACACCAUGGUGUUUGAGUACCUGGUAGUGGAUGUGUUGAACCGUUUCCUCGGGGACUAUGUAGUGAACCUGGACAGCUCGCAGCUGAAGUUAGGAAUAUGGGGAGGUGCUGUAGCAUUGAAGAAUCUAGAAAUUAAAGAGAAUGCACUGAGUCAAUUGGAUGUGCCGUUUAAAGUAAAAGCAGGCCAUAUCGGAAAGCUUGAUCUUAAAAUCCCGUGGAAGAAUCUAUAUACCCAGCCAGUGGAAGCUGUUUUGGAUGGAGUCUACCUACUUAUAGUGCCUAUAGCUAGUAUAAAAUAUGAUGCAGAAAAAGAGGAAAAGCAAUUCUUGGAGGCCAGACAGCGGGAAUUGCGGCGUAUUGAAGACGCUAAACAGAAAGUGGCUGACCAGGAAAAGCCAAAAGAAGAAAAGCAGGAUACUUUUGUAGAGAAACUAGUAACUCAGGUUAUCAAGAAUCUUCAAGUGAAGAUCUCAAACAUUCAUAUCAGAUACGAAGAUGAUAUCACAAAUCCUGAGUGCCCCCUUUCGUUUGGAGUCUCGCUUCAAAACCUCAGCUUGCAGACAUCUGAUAAAAAUUGGAAUCCAUGCCUACAUGAUGAAUCUGCGAAAUUGUUUUAUAAGCUUAUACGCCUUGACAAUCUGUUUGCCUAUUGGAAUGUGAAAUCUGAAAUGUACUACCAUCGAAGUUACAAUGAAGCUUUGGGUGUUUUGAAGUAUGGAGUUGCUACACACAACAUGAUGCCCGAAAGCUACGAUUUUGUAUUCCGUCCCAUUUCAGGAAGGGCAAAACUACGCAUGAACCCACGUUCGGAUUUUGAUUUUUCUUCACCAAAAUUAGAUCUGGAUGUAAAUCUUCAAGACAUUGCCAUUGAAUUUAAUAAACCACAGUAUCACAGUGUCAUGGAGCUUCUUGAGUCUAUCGACAUGAUGUCUAGAAAUUUGCCAUAUAGAAAGUUCCGACCAGAUGUUUGUGUUCACAAUAAUGCCAGGAAAUGGUGGAAUUAUGCUAUAACUGGUAUCCUUGAAGUUACUAUAAAACCACGUGUAAAUAUGUGGUCGUGGAAACAUAUUCGGAAACACAGGCAGCAGGUUAAGAGAUACAAAGAGUUGUACAAAGCAAAGAUAACCUCAAAGAAACCGGCUGACGACGUUGUCCGGAUGGCAGAGGAGCAUGAAAGAACACUGGACAUUUUUUGCAUCACUCUAGCAAGGCAACAUGCAGAAGUGGAGGCAUGCAAGGCCGGUCUUAAAAUUUUCAGGGAAGGAGCAAAAGAUGAGGACAGCAACUCAAAAGGAUGGUUUGGUUGGAUGUGGGGCUGGUCUGGAGAGAACACAGAAAAAAAUGUAGAGGCAAAAUCUGGAAGUCUUGAAGAACUGAUGACACCUGAAGAGAAGGCAAAGCUGUAUGCAGCAAUUGGAUACAGUGACACAGCUGUGGACCCAACCUUGCCAAAAACAUAUGAAGCAAUGAUAUUGUGUGUGAAAUUGCUAAGUAUGUCCAUUCAGUUACAAGAAGACAAAGGAAGACCUAAAUUAAUUAAUCUGGCUAUAACUGAUUUGAGCACAGUGUUAAAACAGCGACCUGGAGCACAAGCAAUUAGAUUUGAAGCCCAUAUUGGUACAUUUGAGGUAACAGGCAUACAACAGAGCAAGUCUAUUCCUUGCUUAUUGUCUUCCCGAAAUGUCGUAAUGGACAAUAACAUUUCAUUGCUGAGCCUCAUGUUUGAAACAAAUCCUCUGGAUGAGAGUGCUGACCAAAGACUUAUUGUGGAUUCUCAACCUCUUGAAAUAAUAUAUGAUGCUACAACCAUCAACAGCUUAGUGGAUUUUUUCCGUCCUCCCCAAAAUGUUCAUCUUGAACAGAUCACCUCUGCCACUUUGACCAAAUUGGAAGAGUUUAGGGACAAAACAUCAACAGGACUACUCUAUGUUAUAGAGACACAGAAGGUUCUCGAUUUAAAAAUUGAUCUCAUGGCUUCAUACAUCCUUGUUCCCCAAAAUGGUUUUUAUGAGACAACUUCGAAUUUGCUUAUUUUGGAUUUAGGUAGUUUGAAGAUGACCAGCAAAAGUCGCUCCAACCUUCCCCAGCUGAAAGUAGGGCAGAACACCCUUGAAGAUAUUAUGUCAAGAGCCUAUGAGAGUUUCGAUAUACAACUUUGCUGCAUGCAGCUACUGUACAGCAGAAAUUAUGAGAACUGGAAAGAAGCUCGUAGACAGAAGCAUUCUGCUCAGCAUAUUCUAGAGCCAAUGGAUCUCAGGGUGGAUUUUAGCCGGGCCAUGGUAGUGACAGAAGCCAGGAUGCCAAAAUUUAAACUGUUUGGAGAACUGCCUUUGCUUUCUGUACAGAUAUCUGAUCAGAAGCUCAGAGGUAUAUUGGAAUUAAUUGACAGCAUUCCUAAACCAGAAUCUCCUCCUGCACGAUCUGCUUCUCCACAAAAAGUUCCAAUACAAAAGUCUCCUCCAUUGAACACAUCUCAACUGGUUGCAAGGCAUCCUGCUUUAGUGAGCCUCCAGUCAAUCCUUGAAUCUGAUUUAGAGUCAGAAUGUGAUGAAUUCUAUGAUGCUCCCACCAGUCCAGUUGAAGACAUGCCUUUCUUCGAGGUCUCCACUGGCUCACUGACCAGAUCUAGCAGCAUGAAAAGAAAGAAAUUAGUGAAGCAAGAGACUCUCAAAAAUAUGACAGAAUUUCAGAUGAGAUUUGAGAUACCGGUGGUGAUACUGCAGUUAUGUAGCCUGUCUGAAAAUGCUCAGAAAAUUGUUCUACAGAUGGAGAUUUUGGGUCUGGGCACAGAACUUAAUGUACGGACAUUUGACAUGUCAGCACAUGCAUAUUUAAGAGAGAUCUCUUUAAAAUGCCCACAGUACACAGAUGAUGAAGAGAAGUCAGUGCACCUUCUCACCACACUGGAUAAUACCACAGAUGAUCUUCUAACCAUGGACUACAUAAAGGCAGAUGUAAAUGGGCCCGAAUUCAAGACUACUUAUAAAAAUGUUGAACAACUGAUAAAGGUGAACUUCUCAUCUCUAGAUGUCCAUCUCCACACAGAGGCUCUUCUGAGUACAAUGAGUUUCCUUACUAAUCUCCUGCCACAGUCUGAAGACAAGGAUCCUGAACCGCUUGUCGAAGAUACAGAGGAAGAGAAGAAGGAGGAGCAAAGAAAGAAAAGAACACUGAAGAAAUCAAAACACGACGAUGUUAUAAAUCUUCAUGUGUGUGCAGAAUUGUCUUGCCUUCGUGUUUUUAUCCGUGAACAGAAGUGCAAAAUUUCAGAGAUCAGUAUUGAAGGACUUGAUUCUGAAGUAAUAAUGAGGAAGACGUCAACAGAAGUACUGGCCAAAUUAAAAAAUAUUAUCAUCCUAGAUUCUGACAGCGGAGCCCAGUAUAAAAAGGCUCUUUACAUUACUGGAAAAGAAGUUUUUAGUUUUAAAAUGUUUUCCUUUGUCGAUUCUACUGAAGGAGCUGCCUACAGUGAUAUGAAUGUAGUGGACAGCUCAAUCUCACUGACUGUUGGGUGCAUACAAGUCAUCUUUGUUAAUAAAUUUGUUUCAGCAAUUUUGGCUUUUGUAAAUAACUUCCAAGCCGCCAAGGAAGCAUUGACUGAAGCCACAUUACUUGCAGCGGAAAAAGCAGCAAGUGGUGUUAAAGAGCUUGCCCAGCGCAGUUUCCGACUUGCCUUGGAUAUAAACAUUAAAGCCCCUGUUGUGAUUGUACCACAAUCUUCAACUUCUACAAAUGUAUUGGUCGCAGAUUUAGGUCUCAUCAACAUAAAGAACCAGUUUUCCAUUGUGACCUCAAAACCCUCUGGCAAUCUUCCCCCUGUGAUUGACUGUAUUACUGUAAAGCUGAGUGACCUCAAAUUAUACAGAACAGUUUAUGAAAAUGGCUCGUUGCUUUCAGAAGUAGAAAUUCUCCAGCCAUUAAAUUUGGACAUCACAAUACAGCGUAAUUUGGCAGCUGCCUGGUACAAUGAUAUUCCUGAUAUCAAUAUCGUUGGACAACUUAAACCCAUGAAUCUUAUUCUGGGGCAGGAUGACUUGACAACUAUCCUAAGGACAUUGAAUGAGAACCUAGGAGAAACAGCGGAGAAGACUGAUUCUGAGAGGAACAAUGGAAAAGGUUCAAGCAUUGGUGGGAACAGUACAACCCAAAUUUCCUCAGGGACAACUGUGGUGACAGCAGCUGUAGUUGAAACAUACAUGACUGCUAAAGUCAGGACAACCUUGAAGCUGGAUUUCCAGUUUGACUCGCUCACUUUAAAUUUGUACAGCGCCAGUUCAAACUCAUCUCUGACAAAUGUCAAUAAAAGAGAUAGUGGUCUGAAUCUUGCCGAAUUCCAGUUGGGUCUGAUUAAAACCUCUGUAAAGAUGUCCUCUGAUGGAUCUAUGAUCGCUGCAGUCAAACUUACAAACUGUCUAUUAGAUGAUAAGAGACAAGCCAUCCAGAAAGCAACGCCAAGAAUGCUUGAACUGAAGCGCGGAUGUGAGAAAAAUGUCAUGGUAGAUGUCUGCUACAAGCAAGGUAGAGAUGGCACAUUGCUGGAUGUAAUUGUCCGUGACAUCUACUUGUGUGCCAGCAUUGAGUUCCUGCUUACUGUGGCAGAAAUAUUUAUUAAAGCCAAUGAGCAAAGUUCUGUUGCACUGAGGAGCAGCAAGCAAAUAUCAGCAACCAAUAAGGAAGCAGCUCCUACACAACAGGUUUCAAAAAUGGAAAUGAAUGUAGUGGUGAAGAACCCAGAAUUUGUUUUUGUGGCAGAUCUGUCAAGAGCAGAUGCCCCAGCGCUGGUACUUACUACACAGUGUGAGCUUUCCAUUAAUAACAGCCCAGAAGUUCAGCACAUGACUGCUGCUGUGAAGGACUUGCACAUGAAGGCCUGUCCCUUUCUGCCAGACAAGAGAACAGGAAAAAUAACCACGAUUCUACAGCCAUGUGAUCUGUUUUUCCAAAGCAUUCAAUCUAAUGGUGGUCCUCAGAAGGUAGACCUCUCCAUUAAAUCCCUCAUGUUAAAGGUUUCCCCAGUCAUUAUUAACACAGUGAUCACCAUCACAUCCGCACUCUCUUCUCCCAGUAAAGAAUCAGUAAGUGAAGCAACUAGUCCAGUUCCACCAGAUCUUUGGAAAAAGAAGGAUUUGAAAGAUUUGAAAAUGUGGUUUCUUGAAGAGGAAAAAGAAAAUGAGAACACAGCUGGUGAAGCUAACAAGAUGGUCUUAACAGGAGAGAUGUUAGAGUUGAGCAUUGAAUCAAUUAUCGUAACUCUAGAAGCUGGUGUUGGCCACAGAACAUUGCCCAUGCUUCUAGCUAAGUCCUCAUUCAAAGGGAAUGUGAAGAACUGGAGUACUCUAAUAAACCUUUACUGCCAGCUCGAGCUUGAGGUACAUUACUACAAUGAAAUGUUAGGAGUAUGGGAACCACUACUAGAACCUCUGGAAAUUGAGAGAACUGAUGAUUUCCGACCCUGGAGCCUUGAAGUUAAGAUGAAAAAGAAAUUAAGGAAACAAGUUUGUGAAACAGAUGGCGAGGAGGAGAACUACAAGAUACCGGAAUUUGUUACAGCAAUAAACAUUUUUUCCAAAGACCAGCUAAAUAUCACACUGUCUAAAUGUGGUAUGGCAAUGCUCAGUAACCUAGGACAGGCAUUUGCUGAAGCGGCCAGCGAAACAUCAGAUGUCUUCAAGAAAGAUCAAGCUCCAUUUGUGGUCAAAAAUUCUCUUGGCCUUCAUGUAUCCAUUUCUCCCAGCGACUCGUUCACAGCAUUAAAUGUUGACCAUGGUUUAAAGACUAUAGAAUUGGAUGACAAUGAGAGUCUUAAUAUGGAUUAUGUCCGUUCCAAAAGCCAGACUGACCAGUUUUCCGACAUGACCAGCCUCAGCAGUAAACAUUUCUACAUUCAGCUUACUCCCUGGAAUCACUCAUCUUCUGACAAGAUUUCAUUAACCAAAGUAGGCCGAAGCCUUUACAGUGUGAGACACUCUGAUUCAGGAGUUGAGCGAUACAUUGUUUGCCAGAUUGAUACUGUGGAAGGAUCCAAAUGUAUAACGAUACGGUCCCCGUUACAGAUAAGAAAUCACUUUUCUAUUGCAUUUAAAAUUUAUCAUGAUGACACAUAUUUAGGGACUGCUGAACCAGAAGAUGACUUUAACAUCCCAUUGUCAUCCUACAGGUCAACACUGUGCUUUAAGCCAGUGCAAGAUGGAUAUGAAAAAUGUGAAGGAAUCGGCUUUGAAGAGUUCUUGGAAAAUCAGGGUUCGUUGUUAGAGACAAAAUGUCAAUCUUCUAAGAAUAAUAGGGAUUCACUCAUUGUAAACGUUGUGCCCGUGAUGGACAUCCUUAUAUCUUCUGCUUGCACUGACGAGAGGUGGGACCUGCCAUACGUUGUUCAUUUGUGGCCAAGUGUUGUCCUUCGCAACUUACUUCCUUACCAAAUUGCGUACACUAUUGAGGGCUUACCUGAUGAGCGUGUUCUCAUAGAAGAUGGAUGUUCAGUCCAAAUACACACUGCAGUCAUAGACGAAACACAUCUGAGGUUAUGGUUAUUAAAUUACCUUGACAUGAAUUGGGAAGCCAAGUAUCUCAUCAAGAGCAAGCUGCAGGACAUUCACUUUAUCAGAUUCCGCUGUGCCUCAGAGCUGGACAAGACAGAACUGGACAUUGCGGUCCAUGUCACUUAUACCACUGGGCAGACUAUUAUUGCAAUUCAUAGUCCAUACUGGAUGGUGAACAAGACCGGCAGGAUGCUGCAAUACAAGGCUGAUGACAUUCAUCGAAAACAUCCUGCUGAUCACAAGAAACCCCUUCUUUUUUCCUUCAAGCCAAAGAACUUUUUCCAAAAUAAUAAGGUCCAGCUCAUGAUAACUGACAGCGAGUUGUCGGAUCCUUUUUCUAUGGAUACUGUUGGAACUCAUGGGGCUGUGAAGUGCAAAAGUAAACAUCUGGAUUACCAAGUUGGUGUCUCCAUUUAUGCCAGCAGCUUCAAUGUCACCAGAAUUGUCACCUUUACACCAUUCUUUAUGAUUACAAAUAGAAGCAUUUACAAGGUGGAUGUUAUUGAAGAGGGCACAGAGAGAGUGGUCGUAGUGGGCUCUGGACAGUGUGUACCCUUUUGGCCUGAAAAUAGUAACAGUAAGUUACUUAUUAAUGUCAAUGGCUGCCAGAUACCUCCAAAGAAGAUACAUUUUAAUAAACAAGAAAACUGCACUUUGCUUCAUCUUGGUGAUAAGCUUGGAGGCAUUUUGGUGGAUAUCACCCCAAGAGACCAUUCCACUGUUAUCAAUUUUUCAGACUACCUUCCGGGAUCAGCUCCUUUUCUUAUCAUCAAUGAUACAAAAUCAGAGACCAUUGAAUUUUACCAGAGUUCUGUUAAUGGGGAAAAGGAAAACCUGCCACCAGGAAAAGCCAAAUUGUAUGCUUGGGAAGACCCCACUAGUCAAAGGGAGUUGUCCUGGAUAUGUGGAACAAGCAAGGGCAGUGUCACUCAAACACAGGACAGAGUAGAAUACCUUACAAUGGACAAUUGCAUUGUUUAUUUGGUGUCUUUCCUAGAAGGUUUACAACGGAUUGUGCUAUUCACUGAAGAUGAGAAUGUUUUCCAAGUGACCUAUGACAGUGAGAAAGCAGAGGCAGCGGAGCAGGAGUUUACAAUAUCAUUGUCAAACCUUGGCAUUUCUUUAGUAAAUAAUUAUUCAAAGCAAGAAGUCUCCUACAUUGGUAUCACCAGUUCAGAUGUGGUGUGGGAAACCAAAAAGAGGACAAGAUGGAGACCACUAAGUGUAAAGCAAACUGAAAAGUUAGAAUCCGCUUACAAGGACUACAGUGAGAUUGCACCAACAGAAAACAGAAUUGUUGAGUUAGAUUCCAAUUCUCAGGUGUGCCUAACCCCCAGUCUCACAGGCAUGAAAUUUCUCCAACCAACACAAGCACCAGUGAGGAGAAGCUUUCUGCCAGCGCUGAAACUAGAAUACUCUGCGUCCGCGCAUCAGACAUCGAUCAGACUGCAGAUCUACAGAAUACAGAUACAAAAUCAAAUUCCUGGAGCCAUAUUCCCAUUUGUGUUUUACCCUAUAACUCCACCCAAGUCUGUAACCAUGGAAUCAGAACCAAAACCUCUCACUGACGUGAGUAUUGUGAUGAGAAAAGCUGGACAUUCGGAAAUCUCCCGCGUAAAGUACUUCAAGGUUUUGAUUCAGGAAAUGGAUCUACGGAUAGAUCUGGGGUAUUUGUAUGCCCUUGUUGAUAUCUUUACGCAGAGUGGAGAUGUCCCUAAAGAUCAAGCUGUUGAACUUUUUAAAAAAGAUGUGGAGUCUCUGCAAGCAGAACUGAGCACAGUGUCUUCAAUAAGCAUCUCCCAGCUCAGCCUCUAUGAAAAUUUCCACAUUUCUCCUAUAAAGCUACACUUGAGCUUUUCCCUAAGUACUGCAGGAGAUGAUGGGAAUAAAGAACUUCGAGAUAAGGAGCUGAUCCCAGUACAGUCGUUAAACCUCCUGCUAAAGAGUAUUGGUGCCACCCUGACUGAUGUGCAAGAUGUGGUUUUCAAAUUGGCUUACUUUGACAUUCAGAACCAAGUUUACUCUAGACAAGAGCUGCAGACGGAAGUCAUAAGACAUUAUUCAAGACAAGCUAUUAAGCAAAUGUAUGUUCUUGUUCUUGGCCUCGAUGUGCUGGGGAAUCCCUUUGGCCUAUUUCGAGAUUUGUCUGAAGGUGUGGAGGCAUUUUUCUAUGAACCGUACCAGGGUGCAAUUCAAGGGCCUGAAGAGUUUGUAGAGGGAAUGGCUCUGGGAGUAAAGGCCCUCGUGGGAGGAGCAGUAGGUGGUUUAGCUGGAGCAGCAUCCCGGAUCACAAGUGCAAUGGCCAAAGGUGUGGCGGCUAUAACCAUGGAUGAAGAGUAUCAACAGAAGAGGAGAGAAGCCAUGAACAAACAGCCAAGUGGUAUCAAGGAAGGUCUUACACGUGGAGGAAAAGGCCUCGUGUCUGGCUUUGUCAGUGGUAUAACUGGGAUUGUUACAAAGCCAAUUAAAGGAGCUCAGAAAGAAGGAGCAACUGGAUUUUUUAAAGGCAUUGGCAAAGGAUUAGUGGGAGCUGUCACAAGGCCAACUGGAGGCAUCAUAGACAUGGCCAGCAGCACGUUUCAGGGCAUCAAGAGCGCUACAGUCACUUCAGAGGAGGUGGAGAGCCUGCGCCCUCCACGAUUUAUACAUGAAGAUGGAGUAAUACGGCCGUACAACUUGAGAGAAGGCGCCGGCAGCCAAAUGCUACAGAAAAUUGAAAAUGGAAGAUUUGCCAAAUGUAAAUAUUUUGCUCAUUCAAUGGUCAAUAACACGGAUAUGUUAAUGGUGAUGAAAAAUGGUAUUUUAUUUGUUACAAAAGGAACAUUUGGACAACUUACUUGUGAAUGGCAGUAUAGUUUUGAUGAGUUUACCAAAGAUCCGGCUAUUGUGAGUGGUAGAAGAUUGCGCAUUGAAGCAAAGGAACGAGUGAAAUCUGUUUUUCAUGCCAAAGAGUUUGGAAAAAUAAUCAAUUUUAAAACUGCGGAAGAUGCCAAGUGGAUUAUGUCUAAAUUGGAAGAAGUCCGAGAUCUCCAACCAAAAUCAUAAGAGAUGCAUCCAGAUGAGUGUCAGCUCCUGUUCACCACACUGGACCUUUCCAUUUAUUAUCUCCACAUUUCAUGACAUCCUUUAAUUUGGUUUAGCACUUUUGCAUUAAGAGACUAACUUAAUUAUUAUUAUUCUUACCAAUUGAAAUCUUCAUGUAAAGAUACAAAAUUAUUUUGAUGUAUGUACAUAUAUUACAUGAUUUGACUACUAAAAUGACCCCCAUCCCCCUUACUAAUGUAUAUAUUUAAAUACUGUAUACAGUAAUGGAAAAAAAAAUAAUAUGCAACUUUAAUAUAUUAGUGUAAUGAAACAAUGUAUUAAACCAUCAUUUAUAUGUAGGAUGGGUAUGAAAAAAAGAUGUCAUUAUGUUAUACUGCUAGACUCCUUUAACAGCAACUCUAUUUAAAACGUAACAUUUAGAGUUGGGUGAUGUUCAUGCAGAUAGGCGGCACAGCUUUACUUACCUUCUGCUGUUGGCUGCGUUUUAUUUAGUCCGGCACUGCAUGACAUUUCGCUGUAAAAGCAGAUUUAGAGCCUUAUUCAGGUUUGUUAGCAAACCAAACAAGUUAGCAAUUUGGCAAAUCCAUUUUGCACUGCAGGUGGGGCCGAUGUAACAUGUGCAGAGAGAGUUAGAUUUGGGUAGGGUGUGUUCAAACUGAAAUCUAAAUUGCAGUGUAGAAAUAAAGCAUCCAGUAUUUACCCUGCACAGAAACAAUAUAACCCACCCAAAUAUAACUCUCUCUGCCCCACUAGCAGUGCAACAUGGUAUUGCCCAAUUGCUUGCUUUUUUGGUUUGCUACAAACCUGAAUAACCCCUUACUUCAGAAACGCUGACUCACUGACUUGGAAGUUCGCUGGGGUGAGGGGAAUUGACCACACUGGCUCAUAGUGUUUAAUUCAGGCAACCGGUAGAAUGGAAAAAUACAGUUGUGGAAUGUUGAAGCCUUGCAGGGGAUCCUUCAGAUUGUAUCACCACAACAAAGUAAAACUGUAUGGUUUCUUAUUGAACUCCACCUCAGAUUAAUAUAUGAAAUAUGAUUUUUUUCUUGAAUGCAUGAGUUAUGAACUAACUAGUCUUUUAUUGUGUUAUUGUGUUGUCUUAUUUUUAAUGCUUAACGGAAUAUAUAUAUUUGCACUAGGUAAAUAAGGGAAGGAUAUAAGGUUUUUAUUCCUGCACUUCUACACAGUUAUUUGAGAUAUUUUUAUGGUGUUUACAAAAUCCAAAUCUGCUUUAUGAACUCUCAUUUUCCAGUAGACCUAUAAUCUGAGUGUAGACAUGUCAUUGUCUGAACAAAGAUUUGUGAGAGUGCAGCCUUCUAAAUGAACUAGGAUGUAUUUACAUCACUGGUGCUAAAUGUCUGUAAUCCCUUCAGAAUAUUCAGAAUUUCUGCAUAAAUGUGAAUUUACUGUAUUCAUAUCUUUAUCUAAGUCAUAAAUAUAAAGAGAGCCCAAUAAAUAAAUAAAACUAAAAUAUA